GAAGCUAUACAAGCCAUGGUGACAACAUAUCAGCAAAUAGCUGAUAUUAAGUCACAACGUGAUUCGAAUAUGAGAACUGAAGUUUUCAACCCCAUUAAAGACACAACACUGAAGGAACUAGGCAACAUUCAGAAGUUGCGAAAGUCAGUUGCAGAUGCUCAGAAUGAAUUGAAUGCGGCUGAAAAGAACAGAGAGAAAGAUGGCAAUCCUCAAGCGACUGCUCGGCGCGAUCUAGCCUUCAGAUCCCACUCCGAGGCGAUGGAGCGACUCAAGAGAGCCCUUAUCGACUUUCGGCAAGAUGAGCCCAAGAGGAUAACAUUUCUGCAGGCAUCGGCUGAGGCUCAACUGGAAUAUCACAAAUCGGCAGUGGAGGCCUUCACCAACUUGGUUUCAGAAUUGAAAACAAUUCGCCUAAUCGUUCAUUUUAUUUGCCGCACCUACAGUCGGGGCAACUCUGCAGACAGCUUGCCCGGGAUGGCCUUCGAUACCAACAUCAAUGGUGACGGCGGGUACUACGAUAAGCCACAGACUGACUUUGGUUACGUCGCUACUGUAGGAAGAUCAACUCCGCCGACCGAGUGUAAGUAUCUUUUGGGUCCUUUCCUUGUUUGUGCCGCACUACAUUCAUCUGGUGUAUACCGAUUCAAGAUUGGCAGGACUGACUCCAACCUUCGCUGUGGUGUCCAUGAAGUGGAUGAUCAGUGGUACUACGGCGAGAAAGACGGGCGACGUGGACACUUCCCAGUAGAGUUUGUGCAGGUGUUACAAGAUAACACCUCAUGA
Messenger RNA from Hydatigera taeniaeformis, 783 nucleotides. NCBI's taxonomy places the organism in Eukaryota, Metazoa, Platyhelminthes, Cestoda, Cyclophyllidea, Taeniidae. The record is from the annotation of a GenBank genome assembly.